UAACUCUUCAAUCGGAGCUUCGACGUCUAUAUAUAUGGGGUUGGCGAUCAAAGGAAAUCGCAUUCCAAAGGUUCUCCCACUACUCUCAAGUUGAUCACUCUUUUACCUUUUGGUUGUGUGAUAAUUGAUUCGGAUACAAUGCAAUCCGAGAUGAUUAGCGAUGGUGGAGCCUCCAUUUCAAUUGAAAUGGAAAAACUGAUUUCUAGUUCUAUCAAGAAAAAGCUUGAAAUUAGUGCACCCAAUUCGCGUAUUUCCGGAGGGUGUUCUAUUCAUAGGGUUCCAGAAAGGUAUCACAAAUUGACAGAGCCUAGUGCAUACAAGCCUGAGGCUAUCUCAAUUGGUCCUUAUCACCGUACUAACCAAAGUUUAAAAGCAACAGAAGAUCUGAAGUUGUUGUAUGCACACAAAUUACUUACCAUAAGUGCUGAAGGAAAAAUUUCGAAGUUGUAUGCGCAAAUAGUUAAAGCGUCCGAAGACUCAUCGUCAUCACCAUCAGAAGAAGAAGAAGAAGAACAAGAAAAAGAAGAAGAACAAGAAGAACAAGAAAAAGAAAAGGAACAAAAACAGGAGGAAGAAGAAGAAGAACAAGAAGAAGAAGAAAAAGAAGAACAAGAGGAGGAAACUCGCACUAUUAAGUUGGAUUCAUCGGGAGCUCUAUUUGCAACCGAAGCGUGGUUCACAAUAGUAGAGGAAUGUGUUUCAUCUAUCAAAGAGAUGGAAACAAAAAUUCGCGAGUGUUAUUCAGAACCUGUUAACAUCAACAGUACAGAAUUUGUAGAAAUGAUGGUAAUUGAUGGAUUAUUCAUUAUCGGGAUGUUAGUAAGAUCCAUGUCAGGGAGUUUUCUUGUAGACGAUCCUUUAGAUGGUAACGAUUGGCUCUUGGUAAAGAUGGAAGAGGAUCUUUUACUUCUUGAAAACCAAAUUCCACUGUUUGUCCUUCAAUGUUUGUCCAACAUAAUUUUCAAGGCAGGAGAGUCAAGUCAUGUGCCCCUUGAGAAACUUAUUCUUAAUGUGUUCAUGGACAAUUUUCCGCAUAUGUUGCCAAUGGAAGGAAUGAAGCUUCUUGAAGCGCGUCUAAAUCAAGGUGAACAAGCCAAGCAUAUACUUGAUUUCCUAAAUAUGCUAAUCCGACCUCCUGCUCAUACAGAUUCCUCCUCAGGGACAGAAGUAAAGAUUCUUACUGACUUAAAAGAAAACAAGGUAGUCAAGCUCACAAGUUCAUUGUAUUUUUUUAUACAAUUUCAGUUCACGAAGCUAAAGCAUGUUUUUGUUGCCGAUAAGGAAACGGAAAAUCUUUUUGAUACAUGGGAUUUUAUACCAAGUGCGACAGAGCUAAGUCGUGCAGGGGUCAGGUUCAAAAAGGGGUCUGCAGAAGGGAAUUUUUUGGAUAUUAAAUUCAAUUCUACAGGUAUUCUGGAAAUUCCUCCAUUAUAUGUCUAUGAUGGGACCGACCAACUGUUUAGAAAUAUCAUCGCUUGUGAGCAAAUAUAUGGUGGACGUUACUCUAUGACUUCAUAUGUUUUUUUUAUGGAUUUUCUGAUAAACUCUGCGGAUGAUGUAAAGCUUCUCCGCAAACAAGGAAUUGUCACUAAUUAUUUAGGUUGUGAUCAAGACGUUUCUGAUAUGUUUAACAAGUUUUGCCUCGGGGUAUCUGAUGGUGGUGAUUAUUAUUCUACACAUAUCAAGGACAUAAACAAGUUUUAUACGAAGCGCCGGCAUAUUUGGAAAGCAACUUUGAAGCGCGAGUAUUUCAGUAAUCCAUGGGCGAUUAUCUCGGUCGUCGCAGCAAUUCUACUUAUUACACUUACAGUCAUAUCCACUGUAUUUGGAAUUCUUUCGUUCUUCAUCCCUAAGUCUUGAUCAAAGUCUGAGUAGUUUUGGAUGCAUUUACGCGCAUCCAAACGAAGCCGCGUGUCCUCGGUUUUAUCCUUAUGUUAAGAGUGUGUUUUUGUGUAAUUAAGGUGCUUCUCUUGUUUGAUAGUUGUUUGUGGUGGUGUGGUAAUCAAAACAGGUGUUGUAAUCGAAAAGUUUAAACUUUUGAAAGAAGGUGUGAUUAUGAGUUGCCACUUGCCAGUCGGUUGAUAAUUAAUAUGUUGUUGGAAAAAU
This is a messenger RNA of Papaver somniferum (opium poppy), 2106 nucleotides long. Its product is annotated as UPF0481 protein At3g47200-like. Lineage: Eukaryota; Viridiplantae; Streptophyta; Magnoliopsida; Ranunculales; Papaveraceae. The record is from RefSeq and is a predicted model, not a curated record. The transcript has a single exon. The coding region runs from base 139 to 1860 and encodes 573 amino acids.